AUGGUGACUCCAUCAAAGGACAUUUCGACAGAGACUAUGUCGCAGAUUGCGAAAUCAAAGGACAACAAGUACGAGCUUCUCUACUUCCCCUUCCAUGGUGUCCUCCCCGCUCUCCGUGCCAUGCUCGCCAUCUCUGGUGCCGACUACACCUUUACCCACCCCGUCGACUGGACAAAGGAAAAGUCAACAACACCAUUUGGAUCCCUCCCCGUUCUCUAUGAGACAGACCCCACCUCGGGCCACACCCUCGAGCUCGCAGAACUCUCUGCCAUCGAAUCCUACCUAGGUGACAAGUACGGUUGGAUGGGCGACAACCUUUGGGAAAGAGCGCAAAUCCAGAUGUAUCAUUCUUCGACCCAGGCGGUGUUUGAUAAAUGGGUGACGACGGUUGUGAGGGCCCCCAAGGAGAACAAGGAGCAAAUGACGGAGAUUUAUUUGGAAAAGAUCUUGCCAGAGUGGGUUGAGACCCAUGAGAGGGGUUUGCAAGGCAAGAGGUGCAACGGACAUUAUGUUGGUGACAAGUUCUCGAUCGCAGAUCUGAAGACAGCAACAACGAUCGACAACCUGAUCUCAAUCUCGGGAGAGCGCUUCCUCUCGCGAGAAAAGACUCCCGCCAUCUUUGCAGUCUACGACGCCGUUGAGAAGAUGCCCAAGUACGCGGUCUGGAAGGCGAGUUCUGAAUGGAAGGCUUAUGAUGAGCUCAACAAGAAGCUCUUUGGCUUUUAA
Messenger RNA from Linnemannia hyalina, 726 nucleotides. The record is from the annotation of a GenBank genome assembly. NCBI's taxonomy places the organism in Eukaryota, Fungi, Mortierellomycota, Mortierellomycetes, Mortierellales, Mortierellaceae.